Messenger RNA from Angiostrongylus costaricensis, 1041 nucleotides. NCBI's taxonomy places the organism in Eukaryota, Metazoa, Nematoda, Chromadorea, Rhabditida, Metastrongylidae. The record is from the annotation of a GenBank genome assembly.
AUGUGUUACAAGCUCUCCGAUUUCGGUGUACCUGGAUACAGUUGCGACGCUGAGCUGAUGAAACCGAGCAAAACUAUUCCGAGUAAUGUGAAUGCUGUUCGUCCAGCUGAUAUCAAAGUCAUAAUGUUCCAUCUUUUGGUCUCUGGAAAAACAUCUGACUCUUUAGGGCUUGCUUUUCAUGCCGGCGGUGACAAGUCUUUAGAUGAGCAUGUGACGAUUCCUAACAUACUGAAAAAAUACAAUCCAAAUUUGUUUGGCUACUCUGUUGGAAUAGGCUCACCAAACGUAUGGGAAAUCGCCCAUCUGAAUGUUGCUAUGCCUGGAGCUAAUGCAGCAGAUCUACCUCGUCAAGCACGACAAUUAGUUGGAUUACUAGAACAGCAUCCACAGUCAGUUAAUAUUAAAGACGACUGGAAACUACUCAAUAUCUUCAUUGGCGGCAACGACAUCUGUGACUACUGUACCAGUCCGGUAUUACCACGUAUUUGCGUUGAACACAUCAAGGAAGCGAUCCAAAUUAUUUACGAUAAAGUUCCACGAGUAAUUGUUUCAUUGACAGCGAUGAUGCAUCUAGAACUUUUAAGGCAAACCGAUCAUGGUCAUUUCUUCUGCACAUUGCUUCACAGGGAAGAAUGUAGCUGUGAAAGCAACAAAACGUUCACUGACGCCGACAUAGCGAAAGCAUGUGUUGAAUAUUCAAAUCAUGAGAUCGCAUUGGGCGCCUCAGGUGUUUUCGAGAAGGAAGAUUUUACGUUGGUUGUACAACCGUUCUUGAGAGACAUUACACAGCCACCAAUGAAGGGCGGUAAAUACGAUAUGGAAAUUUUCGCACCGGAUUGUUUUCAUUUGUCACAAUACGGACACGCUUUGGUUAGCACGUGGUUAUGGAAGAAUAUUCUUGAACCGGUUGGCAAUAAGACAACUGAAGGUUCACUUUCAGGACCUGCUUUACCACUAGCAUGCCCCGAUACGAACUGUCCAUUUAUUCGCACCAAUCUGAAUAGUGCGAACUGCAACAAAUACAUGACGUUGGCAACCUGA